CUGGAGGGUGUGUGAGCCAGUCUCUCUAAGCAACCACUCGCAAUCGCAAACGGGCAUCCGAGCUAGUCUGAGCAGAAAAAAAAGAAAGAAGAAAAAGCAGGAAACAUAUUAAUUUCGAAUAUCUCUGCAAUGUUCUCGACGAUCUUUCUUCGUCGUCUGCUUUGAAUCCGUCGAAGUCGCCGUCUGUUCAGACGUCAGCCCCAUAAAGCAACGCAGAAAUUGAUGCAUCUUGUGCGGCGGUGCUGUCUGUUUUGACCUGUGAAGCUAGAAGAGAGUCCUGCUAGAGGAUUAGCGGUCUGUCAAUGAGGAACUACCGGCUCAUCUUUUGCCACAACCUGAAGCAGCCAUAGAUGGUCCAGUGGUCCACUGGCCAGAGGAGGAGAAGAUAGGACACACUGUCACUGCUACACGACGUGAGGUUUCAGCGGGAUUGUGGAGAGGAGGAGGCGGCGGAGGAGGAGGCCAUGAGGAAGAGCGUGUCUCCAUUGCCAGGCAAUGAGGGCGAGGGGUCAGCCGGCACCACUCGGGUUUUCGGCAUUCCUUUGGAGGAAGUGACCCGCGCGCACACGGUCAGCGGAGUAGAGGUUCCUGCAUUGGUCAAACACCUGGUGGACUACAUUGAGGAGCACGGUCAGCUGGACUUUGAGGGACUCUUCCUGGUGAACGGCAACGCGGAGCGAGUGGAUUGGCUGCGUCAGCGCUACGACAGUGGCGAGGAGGUGGAGCUAGAGAAGGAGGCUGAUCUGGCAUCAGCAGUCAGUUUGCUCCGCCUCUUCCUGCAGGAGCUUCCUGAGCCGGUCAUACCAACGGCUCUGCAAGGACACAUACUUCAGCUUUACCAAGAUUACAGCAAUGAAGAAGAGCUGUGUAGAAACCUGAAGUACCUGCUGCAGCAGCUCCCCCAUAUGAACUACGGCCUGCUCCGGUUCCUGUGCCGCUUCCUGGCCAGCGUGGCAUCCCUUCAGCCCGAGAGUUGGAACGUCGGGGCGCUGGCCGCCGUCUUUGGACCAGAUAUCUUUCAUCUGUCCACUGAGAGAGAGGAUAUUCAGGACCAGGAGUCUGUAAGCAGAGUUUUGGCCGAGCUGCUGGACAAUCAGGAGGGUCUGUUUGAUUCCGAGGAUGAUGACGUUUCCACCACCAACGACAACAGCUCCAUCAACGAACAGAUUACAGAGCUCUGUGAUGAUGAUAAGUGCGAGGCAGAAUGUGAAGAACUGCCGCAGGACGGGGAGGAAGGACCCGCUGCCUCCGACUCACCCACACACACACACUCUGACGACCCCACAGCCAGCUCCCACCUCUCCCCCAUGUCCAUCCUGCCUGCUGACUCUGCUGAGAUAAUUCAGAGAACCAUCAGGGCUGCAGUGGAGCAGCACUUCUUUGAGCUGAAAACCUCCAUCACCCAGGACCUCAGUGUCUAUGAAAGCCAGGGGAUGAGUCCCUCUGAGCCUGAAGAAUCGGGUUGCCAUGACAACGAAGAGGAACAAACCGACCCCGAGGAAAGUCCCUGCAAAAUAGACAGGGAGACCCCGCAUGAACAGACGGAGCAACAGAGACAACAAAGUCAGAGAGAGCCAGAGGCUUCCAUGGAUGCUGCUGCAGACUUGGAGGAAAGCACCUGGAUGGAGCUGGAUUCAGAGGCUGUCAUGGAUGCUGAGGAGAACUUUAACACUGCCAGGCAGGACAAUCAGCCACUGGACGCUAUGGAGCAGACCGUCUCCAUAAACUGUGACUCUGAUUCAUUUGGCUGCGAUCAGAACGCCAACACCAGCGAGACCAACAGGAACCAUGUGUCAGCGUGCCAAACCAACUCUGGCCACAGCCCCCACCUCCAGCUCUUCCCUGACAACCAGUGGGAGGCGUCACCCCUUUCCCAUCUCCACCUCCCUCCCAUCGACUUCUCAUGUAUGCAUCUGCAAAAGGAAGGCCAAGACCCCGUUCCAGCUUUUAAAUCCUGGCAGGACGACACAGACAGCGGAGAGGCCCAGCUGUCCCCGCUCGCCGGUCGCAUGGUUCCACUGCUGCCGCUGCGCCUGGAGCACGACGGCGAGGAAGACGAGGGGGAAGGACUACCAGACGACUCCCCGUCCUCCUCACGCUCGCACCCUCACAUUCUGGCGCGUCGCUUUCUGGAUUUUGGAGCGCACAGCACCCAGCGUUUCCUCCAGCAAGACCCAGAGGCCUGCUCGCCUUCCAAAGCGCAGCGGUACGAUGAGAAUCAGAGGCCAAGGCGGGCGUCGUUUGGCUCCAGAGAGGCAGUGAGAGGAGAUUCUGUGACGCAUCAGCUCACCAAGAAGCUUCAGCAUCUGAAGAAGAAAAUCAAACAGUUUGAGGAGCAGUUUGAGAAGGAGAGAAACUACAAGCCGUCUCACGCAGACAAGGCAGCUAACCCUAAAGUCCUCAAAUGGAUGACUGACCUGACGAAGAUCCGCAGACAGAUUAAAGGACGCCUGCACCUCCUUUCCCCCAGAAGCACGCUGAGGCACCAGGCUUUGCUCCAUUCACACAGAGGCCUCCCUGCUCCCUCAUCCCCCUCCUCCCCCCAUCACAAUCCCUCCCUCCCACUCCACCCCGCCUCAGGCCUGAGCUCUAGACCGUUUCACCUCAAUGCCAAACACUGUGCUGAGAGCGAGCUUGGCCCACAGACCCGUCCUCGUAGCAACACCCUUCCCAAGAGCUUCGGCUCCACCCUGGACCAGGGCUCCCAUGACGUAACGGGGGAGGUCAGGGGCCCGCGCCCCACCAAAGAAGAAACACUGGAGCUGAUCCAGCACUGCGUCAAAGGGAAGAGGCAGGAGGAUGGCUGGCCGGAUGACAUCAAGAAGAUGACCAAAGAGCAGCUGUCCUGUGAGAAGAUGGUCCUCCAGAAGAACCUGUUGCACUACGAAGGCCUCCACGGCCGACCGGUGACCAGGGAGGAGCGUCUGGUGGUGAAGCCUCUCUACGAUCGCUACCGGCUGGUCAAGCAGAUGCUGGCCAGAGUCAGCAUCACUCCGGUGACGGUGUCCCCCUCCAGUAAGAGGCGGAGCCAAACCCUCCAGCCAAUCAUAGAGGGGGAAACUGCUCACUUCUGGGAGGAGAUCAAAGAGGAGGAAGAGGAGGAGCAGAAAGGUGGAGAGGAAGAGGAGGAGAGGGAUGACGAAGAAGACGACGAAGAGGAGGGGGAGAGCAGCGGCGGAGAGAUGCAGAGCUCUGAGGUCAUCAUGGCGCUGGAGACCAUGACGCCGAGCGGCGGGUCAGUGAGGAGCCAACCAGAUGGGCUGGGAGACAAGAUGGAGGAAGGUUCUGGACGGCUGGCGCUGGACCUGCGGCUGUCCAGCUCCAACGCCUCAUCAAUGCCAGAGCUGCUGGAACAGCUGUGGAAGGCCAGAUCAGAGAAGAAGAAACUAAGAAAGACCAUCCGAGAGUUUGAAGAGGAUUUUUAUCAGCAUAAUGGAAGGAAUGUUCAGAAAGAGGACCGGGUGCCGAUGCUGGAGAAAUACAGGGAGUACAAGAGGAUCAAGGCCAAGCUCCGCCUCCUGGAGGUCCUCAUCAGCAAACAGGAUUCCUCCAAGUCCAUCUAGACUUUACUCAGAUAACCGCUAUCAUCGCACACGUCAUCAGCCGCCGUCACUGUAGCGGCGCCACCUGCAGAUCACCACACCUGUCAGGAACAUUGUGAAAUAACCCUGGAAUGGCAGCAGUGAUCGGAUCAAAGCAACUUCCCGCCUCCAGGGUUUGCUGCAGUCACAUCAUGAAGAUGUUUGUUAGAAGGCGAACUCAUGAACUAAACCUGAGGGAACAGAUUAAUAAACUAAUCUGUGGGACUAAAUUUGCUCGUUUUAAUUCUAAGCGAUCAGUUCAGAGGAAACUCAAACUGUUUUCCAUGACGUGGCUGCAGGAGCUCCGAUGGUCCAACCAGACGCCGCCUCAGUCUGACCCAACAUCAGCUUUUAACAUCACAGUGUUCCUCGUCUUCAUCAUCAGGCCUCGUUUAACACCCGUGUUGAUUUCCACGUUUCCUCCCAUGAGGAAACAAAAGUUUGUUGUGUCAAAGUUUGCUGAGGAAUCUGAUGGGACAGCUCAGAGACUGAAGCUUCACGCCAUCUGUUAUCAUUUCUGCCCCAUCCCAUCCUGAAAGUGACGUUUUACUCCGCCAUCUUUGGUUCACGCGUGUUGUUUUCUGUGUGUCAGUAAAUGGACCGAAGCUUCUGAGCAUCCAGAACCAGAUGACCCAGCUGCUUUAAAGACAACAGCACCCAAAGGCAGCUUCACAGGAAAAAUAAUCCUUCACUAGUUCCUCCAUCACCUUUUUAUCCUUGAUUUUUUUCUGUUUGAUUCACGUCAAUAUUUCUGGAUCCAGAAGCACGUUGGCUGCAAACAGCAAUGGAGAUCAGCUCACAGAGACAGAGAGCAUUCUGGGUAGUGAAAACACUGCUGUCGGCGCAAAAAGCGAGGGUGGAAGUUCGAUUUCCUGCUGGCAGGUCAAAUGAGAACGAGAGCAUCCAGCGAGUUUCCCUGUGAACCGCUGGCAUUUGAAAAGGAGACUGUGAGUGAGAUGAAAAGUUGAGUUUUUGUUUGUUUGUAGAGAAUAUUUUGGGGUGCAGAGUGCUUGUUGGAGCAGAAAGGUUUAAGAUUUGAUGUAAAAAAAAAAAUGUUAUUUGCACAGCAUUCACUGAAUGCAGCCCUUCUGUUUCCAUUUGUACUUCUAGAAAUUAAGCACUACUUCUAUACAAAUAUCGAUAUACUGUACAUAAAAACUGAAAAAAAAUGAAUGUCAGACAUGUUUAAAUUAUUUCAAACAUCACGUUUGGCCCCUUUUCAGUUCCUAACAUUUGUGAAGCCCAGAGAAUGUUUUUUUUAAUUGUCCGUAUACUUCCUGCUAAUGUUCCUACAUUAUCAAACCUUUUUGUAUGUACUCACUAAGUGUAACCCAGCUGUGGAUGUUUCCACAGCAACCCACUCUGUUCUCCAACAUGUCGCUGUGUGUAAUAUAAGCUAAUAUAGCAGUACUGUAGUCGGCUUGCAUGGCAGCACAGAUCAUAUUAAACAUGAUGGACUGUUUCCAUUAUCCGUGCCAUGAAGAAGCAGCAAUAAUAAAAGUUUGCAUCAGACUUAUCUGAACAUGCUUCAGGUCAAUGUGUCGUCGGGUUGACUCCAGAGGGACUCUUAUCCAUGUGUUUUUAUCAUUAAAAAGGUGUGCUGGCUCUGCUAAAAAACCAAAACGUCUAGAUGAAGGUCAGAAGAGUCUAGAAAGCCAGGAAACAUUCCAGUUUUUAUCAUUUGUUGUUCAUCUGUGAAGGGCUUUUGGUUCUUUGGAUUAUUUUGUCUGUUUCCCGUCCGGCCUGCAGCAGAACUCUGUAAACAGGCCGUUUGUCUCGUUGUGCUUCACUCACCCAUCUGAGGAGCUCUGAGGAAUUUGCAGCAAAGAUGUUGGCAAAGGUCACAGUCAAGGUGUUUUUUUUUUGUUUUUUUUUCUAACGUCAGAUAACAUUGGUAUGAUUGGAAGGAACUUUAGUCUAGAAUUGUUCACGAGGAUUAAAUCUCACUGCUCCAUAAAACUGAAAGGUUGGUUAUUUUUGGAUGAUUAGAGGCUUAACUGACAUCUUUGAAAAUUUACUUUUCCUUCAGAUUCUUUGACUGCCUCCUCCCAUUCGCUCUUUUUUUUAAUCACCAGUAAUGCCUCCGUAUCAAAGGUUUUAUGUGGUGGAAAGAAAAAAAAUCAACCAGUUAUCCAUGAAAAUAAAAUCUACA
Messenger RNA from Cyprinodon variegatus (sheepshead minnow), 5733 nucleotides. RefSeq names its product family with sequence similarity 13 member B (gene fam13b). NCBI's taxonomy places the organism in Eukaryota, Metazoa, Chordata, Actinopteri, Cyprinodontiformes, Cyprinodontidae. The transcript has 24 exons. The coding region runs from base 465 to 3563 and encodes 1032 amino acids. Gene Ontology annotation, biological process: signal transduction. The record is from RefSeq and is a predicted model, not a curated record.